Messenger RNA from Zingiber officinale, 3342 nucleotides. RefSeq names its product phosphoenolpyruvate carboxylase, housekeeping isozyme-like. Gene Ontology annotation, molecular function: phosphoenolpyruvate carboxylase activity. The transcript has 10 exons. The coding region runs from base 191 to 3082 and encodes 963 amino acids. The record is from RefSeq and is a predicted model, not a curated record. NCBI's taxonomy places the organism in Eukaryota, Viridiplantae, Streptophyta, Magnoliopsida, Zingiberales, Zingiberaceae. Gene Ontology annotation, cellular component: chloroplast; cytosol; apoplast. Gene Ontology annotation, biological process: carbon fixation; leaf development; tricarboxylic acid cycle.
ACUGAGCUAAAGUCGAGGAUAAUGACUUCUUUAUGAAUCGAACCCUCCACUGCCGCUGCUAGCGCAGGCGCCGCCGCUUCCUUUCUCCUCGUCGCCGCCUUCUACAAAAGCAGCUUUCCCAUUCACCUCGUCGUUGGUUUAUUUGCUUGGUUGAGAUCGUCGGGGAGUGUGAGUAGAUCUACUGGUAGUGAUGAAUAAGCUCGAGAUGAUGGCAUCCAUUGAUGCCCACAUGAGGCUUCUAGCUCCGGCGAAGGUCUCCGAUGACGAUAAGUUGGUCGAGUACGACGCCCUUCUCCUGGAUCGGUUCCUUGACAUCCUUCAAGAUCUCCACGGCGAGGAAAUCAGAGAGACGGUUCAAGAUUUGUAUGAAUUUUCUGCUGAAUAUGAAGAGAGACAUGAAUCUCAGAAGCUAGAGGAGCUGGGAAAGGUGUUGACUAGUUUGGAUGCAGGUGACACUAUCGUGGUUACAAAAUCGUUCUCCCACAUGCUUAACUUGGCCAAUCUGGCUGAGGAGGUCCAAAUUGCCUAUCGUAGAAGGAUAAAGCUGAAAAAGGGGGAUUUUGUAGAUGAAAAUUCUGCAACAACUGAAUCAGAUAUAGAGGAAACACUCAAGCGUCUUGUGGUGCAGCUGAAGAAGUCCAAAGAAGAGGUAUUUGAUGCUUUGAAAAACCAGACAGUUGAUCUGGUUUUGACUGCACAUCCGACGCAGUCAGUCAGAAGAUCCUUGCUCCAGAAGCAUGCAAGGAUAAGGAAUUGUUUGACUCAGUUGAAUACGAAAGACAUCACUCCUGAUGAUAAGCAGGAGCUUGAUGAGGCUCUUCAGAGAGAGAUUCAAGCUGCCUUUAGAACGGAUGAAAUCCGAAGAACUCCCCCAACCCCUCAAGAUGAAAUGCGUGCUGGAAUGAGCUAUUUCCAUGAAACUAUAUGGAAAGGUGUUCCAAAAUUUUUGCGACGUGUUGAUACAGCACUGAAAAACAUUGGGAUAAAUGAGCGGGUGCCCUAUAAUGCUCCUCUUAUUCAAUUUUCAUCUUGGAUGGGCGGUGAUCGGGAUGGUAAUCCAAGAGUUACUCCAGAAGUAACAAGAGAUGUGUGCCUGCUGGCGAGAAUGAUGGCUGCAAACUUGUACUACUCACAAAUUGAAGAUCUGAUGUUUGAGUUGUCUAUGUGGCGCUGCAAUGCUGAACUUCGAGUACGAGCUGACAUUCUACAUCAAUCCUCGAGAAAAGAUGCAAAGCACUACAUAGAGUUCUGGAAGCAAGUUCCUCCAAAUGAGCCUUACCGAGUUAUACUUAGUGAUGUGAGAGAUAAGUUAUACAACACACGUGAGCACUCUCGCCAUUUACUUUCAAAUGGAUAUUCCGACAUUCCUGAGGAAAUGACUUUUACAGAUGUUGAACAGUUUUUGGAACCUCUUGAACUCUGCUAUCGAUCACUCUGUGACUGUGGCGACAGACCUAUCGCCGAUGGGAGCCUUCUUGACUUUUUACGCCAAGUAUCAACCUUUGGCCUGUCUCUUGUCCGACUUGAUAUUAGGCAAGAAUCUGACAGGCACACUGAUGUUGUUGAUGCUAUCACUAAACACUUGGGAAUUGGAUCCUAUCGUGAUUGGUCUGAGGAGCAACGUCAAGAAUGGCUCUUAUCUGAACUUAAUGGGAAGCGCCCUUUGUUUGGUAUUGACCUACCAAAGACAGAUGAAGUUGCUGAUGUUUUGGACACAUUCCAUGUCAUUGCGGAACUUCCUUCAGACAAUUUUGGGGCUUACAUCAUAUCAAUGGCAACUGCUCCAUCAGAUGUCUUGGCUGUUGAGCUGUUGCAGCGUGAGUGCCGUGUGAAAAAUCCAUUGAGAGUAGUCCCAUUGUUUGAAAAACUUGCGGAUCUUGAGGCUGCUCCAGCAGCUUUGGCCAGACUUUUCUCAAUAGAUUGGUACAGGAGCAGGAUUAAUGGGAAGCAAGAAGUCAUGAUUGGAUAUUCAGAUUCAGGGAAGGAUGCUGGGCGGUUUUCUGCUGCUUGGCAGUUAUAUAAAACUCAAGAGGAGCUUAUAGAUGUUGCCAACAAGUAUGGAGUAAAACUGACCAUGUUUCAUGGACGAGGUGGAACUGUUGGAAGAGGUGGUGGUCCUACACAUCUGGCUAUCCUGUCUCAACCACCAGGUACAAUUCAUGGAUCUCUUAGAGUUACUGUUCAAGGUGAAGUGAUUGAGCAGUCCUUUGGAGAGGAACAUUUGUGCUUUAGGACACUGCAACGUUUCAUAGCUGCUACACUUGAACAUGGAAUGCAUCCCCCUAUUUCCCCAAAGCCAGAAUGGCGUGUAUUGAUGGAUGAAAUGGCUGUUGUUGCUACAAAGGAAUAUAGAUCAAUUGUCUUUGGAGAACCACAAUUUGUUGAAUAUUUUCGCCUAGCUACACCUGAACUGGAGUAUGGGAGGAUGAACAUUGGAAGCCGUCCAUCGAAACGAAAACCCAGUGGGGGCAUUGAAUCACUUCGUGCAAUUCCUUGGAUAUUUGCAUGGACACAGACACGGUUCCAUCUACCAGUGUGGCUUGGUUUUGGUGCUGCAUUCAAGCAUGUCUUUCAAAAAGAUAUCAACAAUCAUCAAACUCUUCAGCAGAUGUACAACGAAUGGCCAUUUUUCAGGGUGACCAUUGACUUGGUUGAGAUGGUUUUUGCCAAGGGAGAUCCUGGAAUAGCUGCUUUAUAUGAUAAAUUGUUGGUUUCUGAGGAUCUGUGGCAAUUUGGUGAGCAACUCAGAGCCAACUACGAAGAAACAAAGCAUCUUCUUCUUCAGGUCGCUGGACACAAAGAUCUAUUGGAAGGCGAUCCAUACUUGAAGCAGAGGUUGCGUCUUCGAGAUGCUUACAUCACAACUCUGAAUGCUUGCCAAGCUUAUACCUUGAAGAGAAUCAGGGACCCCUCCUACCAUGUGAAUGUUGGGCCUCAUCUAUCAAGGGAGAUCAUAGAAUCCAACAAACCCGCAGCGGAGUUGGUGAAGCUCAACCCUAGCAGCGAGUAUGCACCUGGGCUGGAGGAUACCCUCAUUUUGACCAUGAAGGGUAUUGCUGCUGGAAUGCAGAACACUGGUUAAAUUAUGAACUCAGUAAGGUAAUUUACCACCACAGCUUUCGGUGUUUUAUGGAGUUGUUCAAAUCCAUUGUUGCCUGACUAUAGAUGGUAAGAAGAAUGACUAAACUGAGUCUAUCUGUGAAUAUGUUUCUUGUGUUUUUAGUUCUCUUGAAUCUGAACUUUUGCCCUGUCAAAUCUUUGAUGAUGUUGGAUUCGACUGUUCUGUUGCAGUUUUCUCCUUGUUGGAAGAAUCAAAUGAUGGAUAGUCCAUGUUUUGUUGCA